UCACAAGAUACAAGUUGGAAGUUCGAAGCAAAUCUAAGAAUCAAGACGCAAACACAACUCUAGGUUUAGGGCUAGGGUUUACUGCAAAGUUCCGAAUAAUUGAUUUUAGAGAAGAUAUGAGUAGCGAUCAUGCGAAAUCCUCACCUCGACGAGGUUCUGACGAUCGAAGCUCUCGUUCGACGUAUAAGUCACGAGAGCUAGACCGUGAAAUGCCGAGGACUAGAGAACGUGAUUAUCACCGAGAAAGGGAUAGGGGAGAUGACCGUGAUGGUCACCAUAGGAAUGACAGAGAUAGAAGCAACAGAGAUGAUAGAGAUAGAAACAGCAGAGAUGAACGACGAAGAGAUUAUGGUGGGCGCGAUUAUGGAAGGUCUCAUGAUAGGGAUAGAAGACAUAGAGGUAGAUCACGUUCUCCCUCACCAUCUCGUUCGAGGAGCAAGCGAACUAGUGGCUUUGAUAUGGCGCCACCUACAGGCAGCUCAGUUUCGAGUGUUUCAGCUCAAAGUUUACAAGAUCAAUUACCAGGGGUGCCGCAGCCAGUGACAGGACAUGCACAUAGUAUGUUUACUGGAGGGCCAAGUCAGUUGGGACAUCUCUCUUUGAUGCCAGCACAAUUUAUGACUCAACAGGCUACUAGGCAUGCUCGCCGAGUCUAUGUUGGUGGGCUUCCUCCUUCGGCCAAUGAGCAGACAAUUGCUACAUUCUUCAGCCAAAUUAUGACAACAGUUGGUGGAAAUGCUGCUGGUCCUGGAGAUGCAGUUGUCAAUGUGUACAUCAAUCAUGAAAAAAAAUUUGCUUUUGUAGAAAUGAGGUCUGUUGAAGAAGCAUCUAAUGCAAUGGCCUUGGAUGGAAUUUCUUUCGAGGGGGUUUCCGUGAGGGUGAAGAGACCCACGGAUUAUAAUCCAGCAUUAGCUGCAGCUCUUGGCCCAAGCCUACCAAAUCCCAGUUUAAAUCUAGCUGCUGUCGGCCUUGUUCCCGGUGCUGUUUCUGGGACAGAAGGUCCUGACCGUAUUUUUGUUGGUGGAAUACCUUACUAUUUUAAUGAAGAGCAGAUGCGAGAGCUGCUGCAAUCAUUUGGACCAUUGAAGGCAUUUGACCUUGUGAAGGAUAGAGACACUGGGAAUUCCAAAGGCUAUGGUUUUUGUGUUUAUCAGGAUCCAUCAGUGACUGAUAUUGCCUGUGAUGCCCUCAAUGGCUUGAAAAUGGGCGAUAAAACUUUAACUGUUAGAAGAGCUGCCGUCAGCAAUGGCCAGGCAAAAUUAGAGCAUGAAAAUCUUUUGGCUCAUGCGCAACAACAUGUAGCUAUGCAGAAAAUGGCUUUAGAUGCUAGUGGUUUCAAUCUUCUUGGAGCUACGAUACCGACUAUGGAAACUACAGAAAUCCCUACUAAAAUUCUUUGCUUGAAUCAGGUGGUAACUGUUGAUGAACUGAGAAAUGAUAAUGAAUACGAAGAAAUCUUAGAAGAUAUGAGGGAGGAAUGCGGAAAAUUUGGAUCCUUGUUGAGUGUUGUUAUUCCGCGACCCAAUAUGGAGGGGAACCUGGUUCCUGGUGUUGGGAAGGUAUUCCUGGAGUAUGUUGAUACAGCUGCCUGUUCUGCUGCCAAAAAGAUGCUUGGGGGCCGGAAAUUCGGGGGAAAUACUGUCACUGCUGAUUACUAUCCAGAAGACAAAUUCUAUGAUGCUGAUUACAACGGGUAAAACCGUGAAAGGUGCGAAAUUGUUAGCUUGUAAAAUUGGAUGUAUAGGCACAUUGCUAUUAUUUUUCAUGUUUACCCUUAUUUCUUUUGCACUUUUACAGUUUUAAGGAUUUGAUAAUAUAUUUCGACUGAGAAUAUAUUCA
Messenger RNA from Amaranthus tricolor (Joseph's coat), 1839 nucleotides. RefSeq names its product splicing factor U2af large subunit B-like. Gene Ontology annotation, molecular function: poly-pyrimidine tract binding; pre-mRNA 3'-splice site binding. Gene Ontology annotation, biological process: mRNA processing. Bases 117 to 1697 code for a protein of 526 amino acids. The record is from RefSeq and is a predicted model, not a curated record. Lineage: Eukaryota; Viridiplantae; Streptophyta; Magnoliopsida; Caryophyllales; Amaranthaceae. Gene Ontology annotation, cellular component: U2AF complex; nucleus; U2-type prespliceosome. The transcript has 18 exons.